GUGCGUCCACACGCUGCCGCCGGGACGCGCCUGUCAUCUACUGGAGGAAACUCCUCCCUACAGACAGCGCGUCCCGUCGCCUUUCCAGCGCAAUGGUCUCCUGGAUCAUCUCUAGACUUGUGGUACUUGUGUUUGGUACACUCUAUCCUGCAUACUCCUCCUAUAAAGCCGUGAAGUCAAAAGAUGUAAAGGAAUAUGUGAAAUGGAUGAUGUACUGGAUCAUAUUUGCCCUAUUUACUGCUGUGGAAGUAUUUACAGAUAUGUUUAUUUGUUGGAUUCCUUUCUACUAUGAACUGAAGAUAGCCUUUGUGGUGUGGCUGCUGUCCCCUUACACCAAAGGCUCCAGUGUGCUAUACAGGAAGUUUGUUCAUCCCACGCUUUCCUCAAAAGAAAAGGAUAUUGACGAGUAUAUCUGCCAAGCGAAGGACAAAAGCUAUGACACACUGGUGCAUUUUGGGAGAAAAGGGCUGAAUGUUGCAGCCACAGCUGCAGUCAUGGCAGCAACAAAGAGCCAAGGGGUCCUGUCAGACAGACUGAGGAGUUUCAGCAUGCAGGAUCUGGCUUCCUAUCAGGAAGAGCCUGUUAACACAGCUCCCGGCACCAAGCAGCCUGCAGCAGCAGCAGCAGCGGCAGCAGCAGGACAGCAUCGGACCAGAUCUAUGAUGCGCAGCAAGUCAGAGAGCUACAACAAGGAAAAGGAUUUUGACAUGACUGACUAUGAGAUGCUGGGGCUGGACCAAUGGGACUCCAAGGGCUCGCUGUCACAGACCACUACACCUUCUGAGUCUGAGUACACUCCCAUUACGCCCUCACUGACACCCCAGUCCUCCCCGCCCUCCACGCCCUCUCCACCUCCUUUUCCUUCUUCAACUCCAGAGCAACCUUGGGAGGUGGGGAGAGGGGUGCAGGCGGGGUCAAGCUCUCCACAGCAUAGGCAGAUUAAGAGGAAGGCUCCAGAGGUACACCGCCUCACACACGGCUAUCUCAGCUGCUGCCUGACUCUAAAAGCCCCUUGAGAGUGGUGAUCUACUCACCCAUUUACUAAUAUCUACCACUAUGUCCCUAAACAAAUCAUCAUGGUUCAGAUGUGAUGCGACUGUAGAAAUUCUGACUGCCAUGAAGAUUUCUGCACUGAUUAAGCUGAAUCAUGUAUUAACUUAAGUAGUUAAUUGUUAGCUGAAUAUGUUUUGCAGCUUUGGUAUUUGCAGGUGCUCACGUGUUUGAAAAUGUGGCAUGGGAAAUGUCCGUAAUGGUUGACAUUUAGUACUGGAUUGCCUUUCAGUAUUUUUUCACCCCUGAUUAUAACGUCUAAUUAUGAUGUCAUGUGUUUGGAAAUGGUUCUGCAUUGUCCGCCCCCUGGAAUGAAUGGGAAUUCAUUAAUAUCAGUGUGUCUUUGUUAUUCUCAUUGUCAACAAAUCCAAAGGGGGAAAAAAUAUAAUUUUAUAUUUUAUAUUCACUGUUGAACUGGAUCAAAUUGAAUAUGAGCACUGUAUUUAACC
Labrus bergylta (ballan wrasse) is the source of this 1499-nucleotide messenger RNA. The record is from RefSeq and is a predicted model, not a curated record. NCBI's taxonomy places the organism in Eukaryota, Metazoa, Chordata, Actinopteri, Labriformes, Labridae.